Messenger RNA from Cornus florida, 3164 nucleotides. Its product is annotated as probable disease resistance protein At5g63020. The coding region runs from base 129 to 2897 and encodes 922 amino acids. Lineage: Eukaryota; Viridiplantae; Streptophyta; Magnoliopsida; Cornales; Cornaceae. Gene Ontology annotation, molecular function: protein binding; ADP binding; ATP hydrolysis activity. The transcript has a single exon. The record is from RefSeq and is a predicted model, not a curated record.
CAGGCAUAAAAAUAUAUCCACUCAACGACAAAAGUAGCUCCUCUUUUCGUUUCUUCCUAAGUCGACGCCCUCCUCCCCUCUUCCUGAAGUCUUGUAAUCGAUCGAGCUUGGGGUCUUCAGAGCUAGCAAUGGACUUUGUUAGCCCAAUCUUGGAUAUUACAUGCCGAUUAUGUGGUUGCAUCGGUAACAGUAGCAACUAUAUUCGUCAUCUCCAAGAUAAUCUCAAAUCUUUGAGAAACGAAUUGGAAAAAUUGAUAGAGCAAAGAAACGAUUUGAGGAGAAGAGUUGAAAUUGCUGAGAGGCAAGAAAUGCAACGCACCGAACAAGUCAAGGGCUGGCUUCGAAGAGCAGAACAACUGGAGAGAGAGGUGGAGGUGGUUCUCCAAAAGGGUGAUGCUGAGAUCCAGAGAAAAUGUCUCAAAAUUUGUCCCAGAAAUUGCAGGUCUAGCCAUAAACUCGGGAAGAAAGUAUCUAAGAAGCUACAAGCUGUGGCUGAUCUGAAAAGUGAAGGAAAUUUCAGCACUGUUGCUGUAACAUUGACCCCAUCUCAUGCUGAAGAAAUGCCUCUUGAGACUACGGUGGGCUUGGAUUCAAAGGUUAACAAGGUCCUGAGUUUCAUUAGAGAUGAUGAUGGAGUGGGAAUUGUUGGAAUAUACGGAAUGGGGGGUGUUGGAAAGACAACCCUCUUGAAGAAACUCAACAAUGAACUUGCAACUCAGUUCAGUGGAGAGUUUGCUGAGGUGAUAUGGGUUGUGGUGUCGAAAGAUCUAAUUGUGGAAAGGGCUCAAGACAAAAUUGGAGAGAAGUUAGGAUUUCCAGAUGAGACAUGGAGCAAAAAAAGCCAAGAUCAGAAAAGGGAAGGCAUAUUUAGGGUUUUGAAAAGGAAGAAAUUUGUGUUGUUGUUGGAUGACAUAUGGGAGCGACUUGAUCUUCUUGAAGUGGGAGUCCCACUUCCAAACAAUCAAAAUAAGGCCAAGGUAGUAUUCACGACACGAUCUGCGGAUGUAUGUGGCCUUAUGGGAGCUCAGAAGAAGAUUAAAGUGGAAUGUUUGGCGUGGCAGGAAGCCUGGGAUUUGUUUAAAGAUAAGGUGGGUGAAGAGACCCUCAAUUCAAAUCCUGCAAUACUAGAGCUAUCCCAUUUUGUUUGUAAAGAAUGCGCUGGUUUGCCACUAGCUCUGAUUACAGUUGGACGAGCCAUGGCUAGCAAGAGAACUCAUCAGGAAUGGAAUUAUGCAAUAGGCUUGUUGAGGAAAUCUACUUCUGAAUUUUCAGGUAUGGGAGACAAGGUAUUUCCUCUUCUAAAGUUCAGUUAUGAUAGUUUACCUGAUGAUAUAACUAGGACUUGUUUCCUAUAUUGUUCACUUUUCCCAGAAGGUUGGUAUAGUAAUAUUUCCAAUCUCAUAGUUUUCUGGAUUGGUGAAGGAUUUUUCGAUGAAUGUGAUAGAAUCGAUGAGGCUUAUACCCUGGGUCAUGAUAUCAUUGGUAGGUUGAAACUUGCAUGUUUGUUGGAAACUGACGAGUAUGUAGGCGGUAAUUAUGUUGCAAUGCAUGAUAUGAUCCGGGACAUGGCAUUGUGGAUAGUUUCAGAGAGUGGGAGUAAAAAAGAGAAAUAUUUGGUGCAAGUUGAUCUUAAGCUCACUGCAGCACCUGCUAAUUCUAAAUGGGGGGACGCUGAAAGAAUAUCACUGAUCCGUAAUUCUAUUGAAGAAUUAAGCGGAACUCCAAGAUGCCCAAAUCUUUUGACUUUAAAUCUUAGGUUUAAUGCUUUGAGGACUAUUGCCGACAGUUUCUUCCAAUUUAUGCCUGUUCUCAAAGUUUUGGACCUGUCAUCAAACAAAAAUUUAACUCAUUUACCAGAAAGCUUUUUCACAUUGGUUUCUUUGCAACAUCUUGAUCUCUCAAAAACAGGGAUAAGGGAGCUGCCAAUUGAAUUUAAGCUUUUGGUAAAGUUGAAGCAUUUGUUUCUGCGUGGUAUGUAUGGUCUUGUUAUAAUCCCACCGCAAGUUAUAUCAAGUCUUCUGAUGUUGCAAAGGUUGGAAUUGUUUCGUAGUGGUGUUUCAGAGGGAAUAGAUGAUGUAGGCAAUAUAUUCUCUGGAGGUAAUGAACGGUUAUUGGAUGAAACGGAGUGCUUAAACCACCUGUAUGCUUCAAGUUUAAUAGUGAAGAGUGAGCUUGCACUCCAAAAAUUUUCGAGAUCACAAAAGUUACAAAGUUGCACUUUUGGUCUUGACAUUGAGGUAUGCAGAAGCUCAACUUCACUACAACUGUCAUCUCUACAGAAGAACAAUAGACUGGAAUGGCUUGACAUCGGAAAUUGUGGUAGCUUGGAGGAGUUGUCAAUUGAUUGGGCGACUAAGGAGAGAGAUACACCAGUACCUCACAAUCUGUGGGAUAUUAGUAGUAUAAUGGAUGGAAGCAGCUUUCAAAACCUACGGGGAGUCAGGAUCACGAAGUGCAAGGCUUUGAGAGAUCUAACAUGGCUACUUUGCUUGCCAACACUUCAAACUUUACUAAUUUAUAAAUGCAAGGCAAUGGAAGAAGUCAUAAAAGACGUAGGUCGCAGUGAUGAAUUUAGGGAAGGAAGUCUCAACGUAUUCUCAAGGUUACGGAGAUUGACUCUUUAUAAACUACCAGAGUUAAAGAGCAUCUGCAGUCUUCCAUUGCCGUUCCCUUCUCUAAAAGAAGUUCAAGUGUUUGAUUGUCCGAAGCUUAAAAAACUUCCAUUUGACUGCAAUAGUGGCAAAGACUCGCUCGGUGUAAUUGGAGGUCAGGGGGAGUGGUGGGACAAGUUAGAAUGGGAAAAUGAGACAACUUGCUCUGUUUUCUUUCCUAAUUUCAGCUGCCAAGAAGCACCAACAGAAGGUAUGAUCAGAAGGCUCUUUCCCUGGAAACACUGACUAUCUCUAGAACAUGCAUGCUACAUUUCUGUACCCUGUAAAUCUCUCUCUUUCUCAUCUUCUCUCUAGAUCUCUCUCUCUCUCUCUCUCUCUCUCCUGGUCUCUCUAUCUAAAAGCUUCCAUGGCCGACUUGGUGGCUUAUAAAGAGGAGAACCAAGGUCUCCUGUGGUGUGUAGAGCAAGUGCGUGAGAAGAACAGCCAACAUAUAUGUCAGUAUGAGUAAGUGUGUAAAUUGUUAUGUAUCAAUAAAAUUUAUUCUUCUUUGCA